GGUGCUGUGCCUUUUCUGGGAUCCAUGCUGCCAUGUCUUCCAGGACAGGAAAAAGGGUGGAUGGAAAUCGAGGCAUCAAGAUCCAAUUCCUGCUUGCCAAGACUGAGGUUGGUUUCGACGGCAUGCCGGGGACAUAUCGAUGCACUGCAACUGAAUGUUCGAGCCCGUCCAGCCUUCCUGCAGAUUGCCAGUUUCACAUCCGCCGACCGUGUG
This is a messenger RNA of Neurospora tetrasperma FGSC 2508, 213 nucleotides long. RefSeq lists its product as uncharacterized. Lineage: Eukaryota; Fungi; Ascomycota; Sordariomycetes; Sordariales; Sordariaceae. The record is from RefSeq and is a predicted model, not a curated record. The annotation marks the transcript as partial. The transcript has 2 exons.